AUGGUCCCACCAGAGAAGCCGGUUCCCGUGGACACCUGUGAUAAUCCACGUAGUUCCGUCAACAUCCAUGUUUUUAUAGUGAAGAGCCCCACAGAGGGCCACAGAAGCAAGGUGACGAAGGGAACAUCAUCGUUUGGAAAGCGUCGCAAUAAGACGCACACGUGCCACUGCUGUGGCUCUAAGGCCUACCGCCUUUGGAAGUUGACCUGUGGCAAAUGUGGCUACUCCGCCAAGCGCAAGAGAAAGUAUAACUGCAGUGCCAAGGCUAAAAGACAAAAUACCACCGGGACUGGUCGAAUGAGGCACCUAAAAAUUGUAGACCGUGGAUUCAGGCAGAGAUUCCGUGAAGGAACAACACCUAAACCCAAGAGGGCAGCUGCUGCAGCAUCCAGUUCAUCUUAAGAAUUUCAACGAUUAGUAAUGCAAUAAAUGUUCUGGUUUAAAAAAAAA
This is a messenger RNA of Pongo pygmaeus (Bornean orangutan), 450 nucleotides long. RefSeq names its product large ribosomal subunit protein eL37-like. Gene Ontology annotation, cellular component: cytosolic large ribosomal subunit; ribosome. The transcript is spliced from 2 exons. NCBI's taxonomy places the organism in Eukaryota, Metazoa, Chordata, Mammalia, Primates, Hominidae. The record is from RefSeq and is a predicted model, not a curated record. Gene Ontology annotation, biological process: translation. Gene Ontology annotation, molecular function: structural constituent of ribosome; RNA binding. Bases 1 to 402 code for a protein of 133 amino acids.